Molecule: messenger RNA, 2330 nt
Organism: Drosophila bipectinata
Lineage: Eukaryota; Metazoa; Arthropoda; Insecta; Diptera; Drosophilidae
Gene: Menl-1
Product: Malic enzyme like-1
Biological process (GO): pyruvate metabolic process; malate metabolic process
Cellular component (GO): mitochondrion
Molecular function (GO): NAD binding; malate dehydrogenase (decarboxylating) (NADP+) activity
Source: RefSeq, a predicted model, not a curated record
CCAUAAAAAGUAAGCACACAGUACUGACACGAGUGGCUAUGACACGAAUAUCAUUUUUUAAAAGAGGAUAAUUGUGAAAAAUUUUCGGUUCACUAAAUGAGAAAAAUUGUAAUCAGCAUUAAGCCACAACAAUGAACUACUGGAAGAUUUUAAUUCACCCACGGUUGACUCGGAUGAGGUCAGAGAACAAUACGCCAAAAGUAUGCUGCCCGCAAAACCGCAUGUCCUGCACUCAGGACAUGGUUAAAAUGCCAACUAGCAUAGUUUUCAGCAAUAAAUUCAACAAGUACAUGGGCUUUUCGCUGGAGGAGCGGCAGCGCUUAAAUAUCCACGGUCUUCUGCCCGUCUGUGUCCGAUCCACGCAGGACCAAAUGUAUGUGCUCGAGUCGAACUUUCGAUCCAUUAAAACCAACAUUGGUAAAUAUCAGUAUUUGAGGAUUAUGCGACAGGGUUUUGAGAGGCUCUACUUUAAGUAUGUCUCCGAACACGUGACGGAGGUUCUGCCCAUAAUUUACACACCCACCGUGGGCAUGGCCUGCCUGGUCUACGGGAUGUUGUACCGCGGGAUAAGCGGGGUCUACAUAACCAAGUACGAUUGUGGGCAUAUGGUGGAUGUCCUGCUCAACUGGCCAGAUCGUAAGAGUGUCAAGGCCAUCUGCGUGACAGACGGCCAGCGAAUUCUGGGCCUGGGCGAUCUGGGCGCCAAUGGGAUGGGCAUUUGUGUGGGAAAAAUGGAGCUGUACACGGCGUUGGGAGGGAUUUCACCCGAAAAAUGUCUUCCAGUCUGCCUGGACGUCGGCACUACCAAUGCCAACCUUCGCGAGGACCCCAUGUACAUUGGCCUGCGGGAGGACCGACUUCAGGGCAAGGAGUACGAGGACUUUAUUGAGGAAUUUAUCCAGUCUGCACUCAAGGCGUUCGGCUGCGAGACUCUGAUCCAUUUCGAGGACUUUGCCACACCGAACGCUUUUAAAUUUUUGAAAAAGUACCAGGAUCAAUGUUGCUACUUUAAUGACGAUAUCCAGGGAACGGCAGCAGUGGGCCUUGCCGGACUGCUGGGCAUUCAAAGGAUAACUAAGAUAGAGCUACAGGACCACGUUAUACUAUUUUGUGGGGCAGGCAGUGCCGUAAUGGGAUUGACGGCUCUGCUUAAAAAGGAAUUGAAAGCACGGGGUCUUGCUGAUGAUGAGCUUGCCAAGAAUAUCUACGUCUACGAUCAUAAGGGCUUAAUAACAAAAAAGAAUGAAAAUAUCCCCGGUGAUAUAGCUGACUUUGCCAAGGAUAUGGCACCCAUAAAGUCCCUAGAGGAGGUGGUGGAGAAGAUCAAGCCUUCCAUUAUUAUGGGAGCCACAUCAGCGGCAGGGCUAUUCACCGAAAAAAUUCUGCGUAGUAUGGCAAAGAAUCACGAACGUCCAGGGGUAUUCGCCUUCUCCAAUCCCACCAAUAAGGCCGAGUGUACAGCCGAGCAGGCCUAUAAUUUUACAGAGGGUCGAGCCAUCUAUUCGGCAGGAUCGCCCUUUCCGCCUGUUGAAUUUAACGGAAAGCGUCUGACUCCUGGACAGGCCAACAACUGUUUUGCCUUUCCCGGCAUAGUCCUGGGCGUGAUGACUGCUCAGGCGGAGACAGUUCCCGACGAAGCCUACCUGGUUACGGCCCACACUCUGUCAAAUAUUCCCAGCCCAGAGGAUCUAGCCAGCGGAAAGAUCUACCCGGACAUAGGCUGCGCCAAGGCGGUGGCUCUCGAGAUCGCCAUUAAAGUCUGCGAAUAUCUUUUCAAAAAUGGCCUGGCCCGCUUAAGUCCAGAGCCGGAGGACAUUCGGGAGCAUAUCUUGAAGAAUGAGUACCAGCUUGAUUUCUGUAGCUCGCUGCCCGAGACUUGGGAGUACCCGGAAAUGGAACCCAAUCCCAAGCCCAAACCAAAGCCGAAUCCUACGCCCAAGGAACAAAAAAAGAAGUAGGCUGUCUGUCUUUUAAUUUCAUUUAAUCCUUUCUUUUUUUUACAUAUUUCGGAGAAAUCUAUCCAAAUUUUUUUCGUCAAAAUUCCAAGUCUUUAGUCGAUACCGCUCAUUGGAUGACCAUGCCAUUGCGGAAAGGGAAGCACUUUAUGAGUUCCCUUCUGCGAGUCGCACCCCGACCCGUAAUCUCGCAUUGCCGGGGUCUGACCCGGUUUGAUGACGAGACAAGGCAGAGGGCGCGUCUGGAAUGGCGCGUCAUCGCAGAUGGCGAAGUUAACAAGGUGAGGAUGCCCCGGAGCCGUAGACAGCAUAGACAGUGUUUCUUUCUGAAAUGUAUUUCAUUGCUUGGAAAUACAGUGAACCAUUUAAUUGGAA